Messenger RNA from Gavialis gangeticus (Gharial), 1879 nucleotides. It is a transcript of the gene PACSIN3, whose product is annotated as protein kinase C and casein kinase substrate in neurons 3. NCBI's taxonomy places the organism in Eukaryota, Metazoa, Chordata, Crocodylia, Gavialidae. Gene Ontology annotation, cellular component: endosome; plasma membrane; cytoplasm. Gene Ontology annotation, biological process: regulation of endocytosis; plasma membrane tubulation; cytoskeleton organization. Gene Ontology annotation, molecular function: protein binding; phospholipid binding. The record is from RefSeq and is a predicted model, not a curated record. The transcript has 11 exons. Bases 285 to 1661 code for a protein of 458 amino acids.
GAGAGUAGCAGCAGCUGCUGUAUCAGGGCGUGCUCCUCUGUAUUUGGCAGAAAGGGAGACCUGGCUCCUACCCUGGGACCUUUGGCUUGUCAGAGCAGCGAUACCUGUAUCUCUGGGUUGAAGCAGCAACUUCUAACUGUGCCCCACCUCUCUCUUCUCCAGUCUACUUCAGGAACUCAGCAGAGUCCAGCAAACAGUCCCCAGGUGUCCUAGACUCCUCGUUCUUUUGGCUUCCAGCUUCCUUGAAAUCUGCAAAAAUUCUCUGCUGCAAGGAAACAAGAGCGAUGUCAUCAGAAGAUGAUUCUGGCGGGGAGGCUUCUGGAGGCAGUUUCUGGGAGGCUGGUAACUACAAGCGAACAGUAAAACGUGUGGAUGAUGGGUACCGGCUCUGCAAUGAUCUAAUCUCCUGCUUCCAAGAGCGAGCCAAGAUUGAGAAGACCUAUGCCCAGCAGCUCACAGAGUGGUCCCGCAAAUGGAGGACCAAUGUGGAAAAGGGGCCUCAGUAUGGUACCCUAGAGAAAGCUUGGCAUGCCUUCCUGACAGCUGCAGACAAGUUGAGCGAGAUCCAUUUGGAAGUGCGAAACCAGCUGGCUGGGGAAGAUGCAGAGAAGAUCAAGGGCUGGCAAAAGGAAGCCUACCACAAGCAGAUGAUUGGGGGAUUCAAGGAGACGAAGGAAGCAGAGGAUGGAUUCCGCAAAGCCCAGAAACCCUGGGUGAAGAAGCUGAAGGAUGUGGAAAAUUCUAAGAAAAAUUACCAUACAACCCGGAAGGAUGAGAAGACAGCACAGACCCGGGAAAACCAUGCCAAAGCUGAUGCCUCCAUCUCGCAGGAACAGCUACACAAGUUGCAGGAUCGUGUGGAGAAAUGCACGCAGGAAGCUGAGAAGUGUAAGGAUCAGUAUGAGAAAAUGCUAGAAGAGCUGAACCGCUACAAUCCCCGCUACAUGGAGGACAUGGAGCAAGUGUUUGAGGGCUGCCAGGAGGCAGAGCGCAAGAGGCUGUGCUUCUUCAAGGAGAUGUUCUUGGAUCUACACCAGCACCUCAACCUCUCCAUCAAAGAUGGCUUUCAAACACUGUACCGAGAUCUAUAUCAAGUGAUCUUGGCUGCGGAUGACCAGGAGGACCUGAAGUGGUGGCGCAACACCCAUGGGCCAGGCAUGGCUAUGAAUUGGCCUCAGUUUGAGGAAUGGUCCCUGGAAACACAGCGGCCAAUCAGCAAGAAGGAGAAAAGUAGUAAAGGCAGUGAAGAUGUGACCCUGACUAGCAUCGUGGCCACACGGGAUGGUGUCUCUCCUACUCCUCCACAGACAAAGCGAGGGUUUUCCUAUCAAGAGGAGCAGAACAGCCUCUUCUACAACAAUCUGAGGGCAUCUGCCCAUGUGAACGGAGGGAAAGAGGACCUUUCAGAGUGGUCAGAUGAGGACACUCCCAAGAAGUGUCUGGAGGCCAAUGGACAUGAAGAGGACCUAAAGGUACCAGGUGUGCGGGUGCGAGCGCUGUAUGAUUACACAGGACAAGAGGCUGAUGAGCUGAGCUUUAAAGCAGGUGAAGAACUAAUGAAGAUCAGUGAGGAAGAUGAACAAGGCUGGUGCAAAGGCCGGCUUCUCACAGGCCAGGUUGGACUCUAUCCUGCUAACUAUGUCCAGAGGGUUGGAUCAUGAUUGCUGCUCCCCUCCUAAGGCAUCUCUUGCACAUGCAGCAGCCUACCCCUGCAGAGGUCAUCUGGUCACUGUUGGCCCCUAACCCACCUCAGCAGGGUGCACAGCCACGUCUGGACUCUGAUUCUGAGGACACUUGUUCCUUGUAACCAAUGCUUCAUUUUAAAUUUCUAGAAUCAUAGGGGUUUUCUAAUAAAUAAAUAUGGAUGAGUAAAGGCUUA